AUGGGUCGCAACCAAGUCAAAAUAUAUCAGCAAAUCUAUCAAGACAAAGACUUAAUACCUGGGCUGAUACCGUGGGCACGUAACACGUUCGGUUCUGAGCGUUGGACUUUCCAGCAAGACUCAGCACCAUCGCACAGAGCAAUUGGAACGCAAAAUUGGUUGAAAGCGAACGUUCCAGUGCUGAUCGACCGAGAUAUAUGA
Molecule: messenger RNA, 201 nt
Organism: Parnassius apollo (apollo)
Lineage: Eukaryota; Metazoa; Arthropoda; Insecta; Lepidoptera; Papilionidae
Source: the annotation of a GenBank genome assembly